Molecule: messenger RNA, 1395 nt
Organism: Triticum aestivum (bread wheat)
Lineage: Eukaryota; Viridiplantae; Streptophyta; Magnoliopsida; Poales; Poaceae
Exons: 3
Coding region: 188-694 (168 amino acids)
Source: RefSeq, a predicted model, not a curated record
ACUGGAGAAGGACUGUAGAAGACGAGCGGCAGAGGCGACCGGCCAUCCGCAUCCAUCUCCUCUGAAUCUCCCCUCCUAUCUCUAUUCUGGAUCCCCUCUUCUACACACAGCAGCAGGCAUCAACCCCUACCAGCAGCAGCCAUCUCGUCUCCGUCGGGCGCUCCCGGGCUGCUCCUCUUCUUCACUGAUGGCUAAUUAUCAGAACUAUGAGCAAGUAGGUCGGAACUAUGACCAAGUAGGCCCUCGUUCACAAUCACAAGGAUUCAGUGAUGUUGAAGCUAAUCGAUUGACUUCACUGCCUUCUCAACAUAUAGGUACCAUAAAGCCCUGUUCAAGAGCUAAAUGGAGUCGCGAAAUGAAGGUGUCUCUUAUUCAGCUCUUGAAAGAUCAUGAUGUACCUGGUUAUCGAACACACAAUGCAUGGAGCAAGGAAGCAUGGACAAGUAUUACUUCUCAACUAAAUACCAAGUUUGGCAUGUCGUUUAAUGUUAACCAAGUCAAGCAAAAGGAGCAAGAUUUGAAAAAAGCUUAUCGGAGUGUAAAAGAUUUGAUAGCAGAAAGUGGCUUUGGAUGGGAUAAAGAUAGAAUGAUGGUAGAUGCACCGGCGAGUGUUUGGGCUGCAUUUGUUGCUCGCAAGAACAGCAAGGACGCCCUGUUUCCGAGAAGUUCAAGUCAAAAUCGCAGGCAACCAUAACAUUCUGCGAGAUUGCUUGCUUCCUAUUUCUGUAUGGUUCUUGCUCAUCCAAUGGAAGCUUCAUAGGGAUGUGAGUACCGUCUAUAGCACCAAUACAGUUCUGCACAAAAACAAGGCACAUCCGUGUUAGAAAUUUGUAUCUAGUUCAUACCAAAUCAUGUUAAAAUCAGAAUGUUUCAAGAUUUUGAUACCUUAAAAAAGGGAUAGAACUUUGGUUUGCUCAAUACUGGAUGUGGGUGUAGAGAAGGUGGACAUAUGUAGAUAGUUGUGAGAUUGGUGAUUGCUUCAAGCACUCUUUUAAAAUGUCGAUGUAUUGUAUCUGGGCUAUGCUGAAACCAAUCUUGAAGUGUUUCAUUGGUCGCAUUUUUUGCCACUCCAUACAAAAAUAUAGCAACUUGCUCUUCUACUGAAAGAUAUGUUGUAUCAGCUAGAUAGCUUUUCUCACGCAGUUUAUUGACUAGUGCCUGAAAAACAGGAACCUCCAUGCGGAAAUUCCUUUUGCAUAAACUUUCAUGUCCUGUUAAAAUCUCAUGAACACGACAACCCCCCGUAAGCUUUGAUGUGUGCAUUGGUCUCCUACUAGAAGAUGAUUGUGAUGUAUCUCCUAAAGUAGGGAGAACAAAAUGAAUGAACUCAUCGUCGCUUCCUGAUCUACGUUGGUAGCUCGAAUACAUGGUGUACAGUUGUUAAGAAGUUCGUCU